UUCCCAAUUAAAAUUAUCUUCAUUAAGUAGCUGAUUUACCAAAACAUAUGAACAUACAUAUUAACAUACUGUACAUGCUUAUCAAUGUGAAGUUUGUUGGAAGACAUUCAAGUGGAAAGGGGAAUUGAAAAAAAGACGUAAGGAUGCGAACUUGUGAUAAACUUUAUAAAUGUGAUGUUUGUGGGAAAGAAUUCAAUCACACGGGAAACUUUCAGAGACAUAUGAGAACACAUACUGGUGAUAAACCUUAUCAAUGUGAUGUCUGUGGGAGGGCAUUCAAUCAGAAAGGAACAUUACAGACACACAUGAGGACACACACUGGUGAUGCACCUUAUCAGUGUGAUGUCUGUGGGAAGGCAUUCAUUGGGACGGGGGGCUUAACGAGACACAUAAGGACACAUACUGGCGAUAAACCUUUUCAAUGUGAUGUCUGUGGGAAGGCUUUCAGUCAAACAGGACAUUUACAGACACACAAGAGGACACAUACUGGUGAUAAACUUUACAAAUGUGAUGUUUGUGGGAAAGUGUUCAGUGUACCAGGAAACUUACAAACACACAUGAUGAUACAUACUGGUGAUAAACCUUAUAAAUGUGAUGUCUGUGGGAAGGCAUUCAAUAGGACAGGAAACUUGCAUAUACACAUGAGAACACACACUGGUGAUAAACCUUAUAAAUGUGGUGUUUGUGGGAAGGCGUUCAGUCAGACAGGAAGCUUGCAUACACACAUGAGAAAACACACUGGUGAUAAAUCUUAUAAAUGUAAUGUCUGUGAGAAGAUGUAUUAUCAAAAGGGAACAUUACAGAUACACAUGAAGACACAUACUGGUGAAAACACUUAGAAAUGUGGUUUUUUGGAGAAGGCAUUUAAGUCAUGCAGAAGCAUUAGUGAGACACAUGCGCAUCUGGUGUAUCAAAAUUGGUACUGUACAAGUUUUACAUUACGACACCUAGGCCGAG
Messenger RNA from Ostrea edulis (European flat oyster), 957 nucleotides. RefSeq names its product zinc finger protein 723-like. The record is from RefSeq and is a predicted model, not a curated record. Gene Ontology annotation, molecular function: DNA-binding transcription factor activity, RNA polymerase II-specific; RNA polymerase II cis-regulatory region sequence-specific DNA binding. Lineage: Eukaryota; Metazoa; Mollusca; Bivalvia; Ostreida; Ostreidae. Gene Ontology annotation, biological process: regulation of DNA-templated transcription. Bases 144 to 839 code for a protein of 231 amino acids. The transcript has a single exon.